GGAAUGAUUAACUGAAAUAGGUAAAUACAUGGAAUGGUGGCCAUGUUUGGGAAAGGAAGUUGGUAGGAAAGUUGUCCCGUUUUUCCUACAAUUGUAAUAAUCUCUAAUCAUUCCAGUUGCCCUUCUACUCUUUCCUAUUCUGAAUGCCCCAAUUAGAGUCAUGGAUGGGACUGCACUUAUAACAUGGAAUGGUGAUCAUGUUAGAGAAAGGAAGCUACUCCGAAGGUUGUGUCAUUUUUUGUUCCUGCAAUUGAAAAUAUCUCUAAUCCAGUUGCCCUUCUGCUCUAUCCUACUCUGAAUGUCCCAAUUAGAGUCAUGGAUGGGACUCGACUUGUAACAGGGAAUGGUGAUCAUGUUAGAGAAAGGAACCUGGUCCGAGAGUUGUGUCCUGUUGUUCCUUACCUGUAGAGAAAGGAACCAGUUUCCCUUAUGCUCUAUCAUACUGAAUUCCUAACUAGAGUCAUAGAUGGGAACUUUGAAAUGAUAUACUAACUGAUAAAAUACAUGGAUUGGUAGUUAUGUUUGAGUAAGAACGUUGUCUGUCCAAGCGCUUAUUUAAUCAUUCGGGUUAGCCUCAUGCUGUAUCUUGUACCAUCUCAAGUGCAGUGACAGUUUGUUAGCUGAAAGUCCUAACGGGAAUCCUAGAGAACAUCUUUUGAAUGAUUUAACAAAAUACUAAGAAAAAUUCUGUCCAUUAUGUCAGGGUCUGGUAUUCAAAAUGUCGUGUUCCUUUUUUACUUUGAGAUGAUUAAAAUCAGUUGCUGCCCCCUCUGCGACAUCUUAAGUUAAAUCAUGACAAUAACAGAAGUCCUUAAGUCGGAGCCCCGGAGAGGAACUUUAAUGAUCUAACAAGAAUACUAGAAGAUUGUCCUUUAUGUUUAAAAUAACUAAAAAAUAUUGUUCAUUGUGUCAGCUCCUGGUUUACCAAACUGUUGUGUCCCUUUGGGCGCUACUUUGAGAAGAUCAUAAUCAGUUGCCUCUCUGCUCCUUCUCAAUUUCAAUCAAGACAGUACUGAAGUUCUAAAUUAUCGUAGAGUCUAACUUUUGAAUGAUCUAACAAAAAUAUGGAGAAUAUAAUGUUUCUUAUAUUUUAAGAUCGACAUGAGUACUCAACAGUGCACUUGCUGCAGCUGCUCUCCCCAGUUUUGUGAAGUACUGUGUAGACUUUUUAAGUCCUUCAUGGAGUACUUCAGAGAAUCUUUGUUACGAUCUGUGUAUGUUGCAUUAUAUAUCAAGCAAGAAAAUACCUCAUGAUUGGUAUGUUCAUUGGUAAAUGAGGCUUUGGAAGGAACUCAAUUGUUUUCUAAUUAUGGCAAAUUGUAUUAUGCACUCAUUUGGUUUAAUGCUGCCCUUUGAUGCAGUAAAUGCUUAAGGGUCCUAGCAGGAAUUAGCGUUUACUAGUUGGCAAUUUUCCAAUUUCAAACACAGUGAGAAUGUUAUAUUUGCUUGCUGGAGUCUUGGCAGGAAACUCUUCAGAGGUUCCUCGAAGCAAUCAUUCUUAAAUGGCUGGGUUCAGCUUGGAUGAAAUAUGCAAAUUCAUGACAAGGGUGGGUGACAAUUCAGAUGAACAUAAGAAUUCUAUUUCCAGUAGUGUAAGAUGUCUGAGUGAUGCCCGCGAAUUAUUGGUGAUUAUGGUAUCUAGCAGCCUGUCGUUAUUAAAGAACAACUCUGUUUCUGUAUUUCAAAUUAUAAGUGAUGCAACAUCUAUUUCUUCAACUAGUUUCUCAAUUGGAGUUUGAAAGUUCAAAGUAACCCUACCUCUGAUAAGUUUCUUUCCUCUGUUGUUCUUUCUUGCAGACUCCAGGAUGUUGAAUCCUUAUGUACUUAUGCUUUGUCGUCCAUUUAUUUCCUGUUAUACAAUGACGUGAUUACUUGUUAGAGAGCUCAUCAUUCACGAUAAAGGAACCUGCUCUGAUGUUUAUAACAUGGCAGUGAACUAUUAGUUAUUGUGGCCAUGAAAGCUGAAGAUGCCAUGACCAAGUGCUGAUACUAUUCCCUUCUCGACCGAAGCAACUAUUCUUCCACUAUUCCGGAUAGGUAAGCGUUCACUUCAAUUACAGCUGGGUAAGUUUCAUUGAUUCCCUAGUUCUCUUUAUGGUUUUCAAAUCAGACGAUUCUAAUGGUUCCAUUUGUUUGUGGCACGAGGUGAUAUGAUACUUUUGAGAGUUGGUUUUGGUGAACUAUCUUGGCGUGAAUGCAAUUCUUUCGAGUGAAUUGGUUUGGGUUGAGGUGUUAUUGAUGGCUUGCGGGUAAAAGGAUAAUGAAUCUGCAAUUUAUUUGCUUCGUGAGCCCAAAUUCUGAUGGUUUUAAGAUACACGAGUUGUGGAUCCGUCUUUUUUCUUCUGAUACAGAAUUUGUGGGUGAUCCAUUCAGGGAUAUGCAAAAGUUGAUGGGAACGCCGGUAAUCGGUGGUGCGAUUUUCAUAUACGGUAUGUUUGUUGGUUUCUUUGACAGUAACAAAGUCGAUGGUUAGGGUUUUUUCAUUGUUCAGGCCAGUUAGGGUGAGUGCAGCCAUGAUCGUGCGCUCGUUGAGGAUAUAACCUUGCGAGUCUUUUGGGUAUACAUUUAUGUCGAGAAGGGCAAGUGUUUUUCUGACUCAGGCAUCGUUGAGGAUAUAACCUUUCCAGUUCUUUUCAUGAUGUCCAAGUGAUGCACGCCUACUAUCAGUGAUUAUGAUGCCGAGCAGCCUGUUGUUGUAAGUAGAAAAAAAAAAGGAUCUUGCAGAAUAACAACACUGUUUUCUGUCCUUCAAAAUUUUCCUGCAGCACCAUCUGGUUCUUGAAUUCACACUUCAAUUGGAGCAUGUGUUGGAUGAUUAGGGUAACCCUACCUCUGAUAAGUUUUGUUCUUUUGUUGGAUCUUUUUGAACACUUCAAGAUGUCGAUUCUGCUGUGCUACUUUUGUUGCUCGUUUUUAUUUCAUUAGAACUACUGAAAUGAAAGUAGAUCGUAUCCUGUCACAUGUGCUGGAAGUGUAAAUUGCUGCUAGUAGUACCUUGGGGUGAGAGAAAGUAAUGAGCUGAACCUGAUCGACUACAUAUGCAUCUUCAUGGAUUCUAUCUGCUGAUGUUCUGAAGUUGUAUUUUAAGAUCAGUUGCAUUCAAAAACUUGGAAAAUUGGAUGUGCAUUACCCUUGGAAGGAGGUAAUGCGGUGCGCUACUGCCUUCAUUCUGUAAUGAAAUUUUAUUCAUUCCUCAGUUAUAUUAAGCGAUUAAGGAAUGUGCUCUGCUAUUUAUAACGUCAUUGUGAAUAUGAAAGCUUAUGUUGGAUCUUUGACUCACCAAAGCCAUUCCUUUCAUCUGGUCUCGUGUGGGAAGAACUCAAGAAAAUACAGAUUCUUAUUACAUCUCACCACUAUUUAUUUAUGAUAGAUACCGCUUUCGAUAGACCUGUUAUUGCAGUUGGGCUUCUCAUGCUCUCAAACCCAGCAAAGAAUGAACUUUCAUGUAGAGUGCAUAUGCAUGAUCCACCUGCUUCUGUUCUUUAUUACCUUCGGUUAAUUUGUUUACAAGGGAAUUUUACCUGAUGCUUAGUCCCUAUCCCGGUUUCUUUCUCAUGUCAAGUACUGUGAGCCGAUGCAUUGCGUCCUGUGUGAGAAAACUGAACAAGGGAAGAGGAGAAGUUGGUUGUUCAACUUCGUUCUCGAGUCUCUUCAGGGCUUUACGUUUACAGGGUAAGCCCCUCGGAAAAAUGCAGAAAUCGAAGGCCUUGGAAGGCUGAAAUCAUUGCAAGUGUUUGAGGUGGAUGGUUCUAGCUUCUGAGAGUUUAACUCGUGUCUAUGGCCUUGGAAAUCUCCUAUGUUUCAGAAAGUUGCAAACUUUAAGGAUAUGGAAUUGCCCUCGUCUCACAACACUAACAUCCCAUGGAUGGCAGCCUGACGGCCAAAUAGUACUCGAAUCCUUGAGAAAGCUGUCCAUCCGUGCAAGUGCAUCCCUACUACAGAAUAUCCUCAAAGUUUCCGAGGCUUAUGGUAUUGGAACUUGGGGAGAUGGGGGCCAAAAAUGCAGAGGAGUUAUUGCUGGAGGGGCUCGAAGCUCUGAAAGAUCUAGUUACACUGAUGUUGCUUGGCUUGGCCUCAAUUCAGAGACUACCUUCUCUGUCAAAGCUAGUAAAGUUGAAGUACUUAAUUGUGACUGAUGCUCCAAAGUUAUGUGUGAUUGAGAGCCUUGCUGAUUUGCAAUCUUUGGAACACGUAACGAUCAUUGGAUGCACAUCUUUGGAAAGAUUGCCUACUGGUCUUUCUGGGUUGGAGCAAUUGCGAAGUAUUGAGAUCCAAGGAUGCACGAAAUUGACUGAUCUCUUGGCUCUAAGCAAGCUACGGUCUAAUGUUAGCGCUUGGCAGCCAAAUUCUGAUACAGAUUUGUAUGACUCAGUCUUUGCCCUCUCCAAACAUUAGAGGGAGCUGUUAUACUACACUUUUUGAUGACCGUUAAAUCUCGGAUCUUGGAGGUAAUCACGCACCUAUUUGUUAUGCUGCACCUUAUUGUUUGUGUUUGAUAUUCAGACUGAGAUCUUCGAGGCAAGUAGAUUUUUAAUAAACAUGUUAUCCUUCAAGGCUUUCUUCUUUUUUCAGCAGACCCACAUUAUUGAGGCAUACUUUGUGCCGCAUGUCCCUUUGCGGAACUAAAAAUGACUUACGCAGUCUGAAUACCAGAGUGAGGUCCAACUAAGAUUCUUGUUAGCAAAUUAAGGACUCUAAUUUCUUCUUGGUAUAUUGUCAGCAACUAGAACUCCCAGAACACGAGGUGAAGAAAUGGGAUGUGAUAUUCUGCAAGUCUUGAGUUGAGGGCUUUAGAUGGUAAUUCCAUCAGUAAUAUGACGGCUUUGUUAUAUUGGCUUAGUUGUUUGUUUAUGGUAUAGAUGUCACAUUUUAGUAAAUGGGGUUUCGUUGGAAACUCAAUUGGGCAGACUUUUUCUUUUGUAGGUGACAACCGGUCCCAAGGUCGAAACUUAUUUGAGCUAGAUGCUUUCAGUCUACUCAUUAUAAUUAAGCGAGGCACUCCCUUUUGGUUUUGACGGAAGCUAUCUGUGUUAUUUUUCGGGGGAAAUGUGGAAUAUAUAAGCAGGAGUUGAUUAAAAGUGGAAGGAGAGCGUGGUGUUGCUGUAGCCUGCAACUCUCAUCCUUGUCUCUCUACUCUAGUAACUCGACUUACAUUUGAAGAAGUUAGGUGAUAGACUGGUUUUUUAGCACAAAUUGGAGAAGUUUGGGGACUGGUUUCUUAUAUUUAAAGUUUGGUGAUAGACUACCAUUUAGUCCGCUCUUCGUCGGUUUGACCAGCUUUUCCAUUAUGACGAAAGGAGCAGUAAGUCCUCUCUCUGUCUGUCUCAGGGAUGUAAUUUACUAAUUUUCCACAGCUGGGAUUCGGCUGCUGCCUGCUGCUUCUGGUCCUGCAGAUGAUCUAUCAUUCUAUGCUCUACGGUGUGUUAUAUUGGAUUUGUGCUUUAGCUAUUCCAAUUAUAUUUCGUUCCAGCCCUCGUUCUUUCCAAGUUUUGGACUUUAGCACUCAGAAUUUCUUAUACUAUUUGCUAGUCCUGCAGUGUUCCAUGUUUCUGAACUAGUAUUGUUUUGAAUGAUCUAACUAGACUACUAGAGAAUACUAUCCUUUGCUGAACUGCUUAGUCUCUGGAUUGCUUUAUUUCUGGUGUUAAUACUCAUGAACUGGCGAAUAUAGCCACACGAUUUGG
This is a messenger RNA of Linum trigynum, 5684 nucleotides long. The record is from the annotation of a GenBank genome assembly. NCBI's taxonomy places the organism in Eukaryota, Viridiplantae, Streptophyta, Magnoliopsida, Malpighiales, Linaceae.